Symbiodinium necroappetens is the source of this 1980-nucleotide messenger RNA. NCBI's taxonomy places the organism in Eukaryota, Dinophyceae, Suessiales, Symbiodiniaceae. The record is from the annotation of a GenBank genome assembly.
AUGUUCAAGCGAAAUCUAUCGGCAACGUUGGGGACCCUCGGCCUCGACCUAGUGUGGAGCGAAUACUUUGACGAUUACCUCAGCGUGUGUGGUCGAGAGUUUGCUCGACAUUGCGACUUCGUGAUCGCGCUGUUCUUUCAGCUCUUGGGCUGGGAAGUGUCUAAGGACAAGGAGCUCAGCUACGACUCGAUGUGCACUGUUUUGGGGGUCCGAAUAAACUUGAGGGAUGCCAAGCUUGGUCUGUGUUUUCUCGGGAACACGGACAAGCGGCGUGCUGAGGCCAUUGCUCAGAUUUCUGCUGCUCUGACUUCGAAUCAACUUGAUCCUGCAGAGUGUGAAAAGCUUCGCGGGCGAUUGCAGUUCGCGAGCUGCCAGAUUUUUGGUAGGCGGGACGACUACGUGCAUAUUUAUGUCGAUGCAUCCUUCGAACCGAAUGGGCACUGCGGUUUGGGGGGCGUGGUUUUCUCUUCCUUGGGUGCUCCGCUUAGCUGGUUCGAACAUAAGGUGGAUGACGAGUGCAUCGCAGUGCUGCGUACUGAGGGCAGCAGGGCCAAAGAGACUGUCAUCUUUGAGCUCGAAGCCUUGGUGCUCAGCAUCUGCCUCGAUGUCUUUCGAUCUUUUGUGGACCGCAAAGGCGUGGUCAUCUUCACUGACAAUGAAGGUGUGUUUGGAUGUUUCGUCAGAGGCCAUAGCGACGACAUCAUGUGCACACCUCUGAUUGAUUUCUUCGCGAGGUGUGAAGAGAGUCUUGAGACGAUUUGCUGGAUCGACAGAGUGCCUUCUUCGUCGAACCCUGCGGACGAUCCUUCAAGGGGUCGUGGCUUUGCAGCGCCACAUCAGUCGGUGGUGGACAGGGCUACGCUCAAGCAGGCGCUGCCACAAGUCUUUGGGACGUUAAUAGUGAGCAAAUCUUGGAUGCCCCAUGCCACCUUCGCGGAAAAGUUCGAGUCCGUGCGUUUUCAUAUGAUUGACUUCGGUUAUGUUGUGAGCCAUAACUUUCUCAGUGAAAAUAAGAUCUAUCGCACAGUGCGCAGCUCCAUCAUGGGUGGGCUGAGCUGCAUCUUCCAGCCGUACGCGAGGGCCAAUCUGCCUGGUAUGGAUGAGUACGAGCCAGAGAAGGAGACGACUUUCGUCAUGACCAUGCCGAUGCCCUGCUCCUCUGGGGAGUGGCUGCCGUUGCCGGAAGCACAGCCGCAGCGCCUGACCUGGCUACGAGAGCUGCUGGAUGCUGUCGAUCCCGAGGCUGAAGAGCAGAUCUGCUACCUCGUCCUUUGCGACUUCACCUUCCCGCUGGAGCGCCACGACUCCCUGGGCUGGGCCCCUCCUGCGCGCAUGAACGUCAAGCGCAGCCAGCUCAGUGAUUACAGCCGCUCGAUCAUGGACGCCAACGGCCUGCAAGAGACCAGGGACACGAAGCUGGUGCCCUUCCUCGGAAUGCACGUCAAGGAGGGCGUGGACGCCAAGCGUCUCAAGUUCAUGAUCGAAGUCAUGGGCGCCGUGGUCACGAAAGUCCACUCCGUCAUCAGCUUCAAAUGCCGGCCCUGGCUGCGCGACUUCAUGCGCGGCUGCUACGGAGAGCGGCUGGCCAGGAAGCAACAGGGGCAGCGUGUGGAGGCUGAGAUGCUGAAGCUCGUCAUGAACGCCAUUUAUGGCAAGGUCUGCCAGAACAUGGAGGUCUACAAGAACACAAACCUCUACACUGACGAGGCCAAGUUCGUGCGCGCCAUGAACGGACACCGCAUGCAGGACUUCGACUGGCUUGAGGACGGUGGCGGGUUCCUGAGAUUCAUCCACAACGUCGGGCCCCGCCCCAGGCUGCAGAAGAGCCUCAUUCAGGUCGGGUGGCGCGUCCUGGAGCUUUCGAGGCUGCUGAUGAUGAAGAACCACUACCUCGGCAUCAAGAAGCUCUUCCCCAACGCGGUCCCGCUUUUCACGGACACUGACAGCAUCACCUGCCGGAUUGCCUCGCCCGUCCAUCCG